UUCACAUUUGAUCUGGAUUCAAUAAAUCAGCACGGGCGUCGCAUUGACGGCUUCACGGAGGCGGCUUUGGCGAAUCGCAUCAUGAGCCUUCCUCCUUCACCGCUACGCCUCUUUCAUCAACCUUUCUCUGCCUCCGUUGUCAAUCCAAUUUCAGGGAUUGUAGUAGGUCUGUGAGUAAUCUGAUUGAUAGAUCAGAUAAAAAGUUGUAAAGAAUGAUGACAACGAAAAUGAGGAGAGUGGGGAAGUACGAGGUUGGUCGCACUAUAGGUGAAGGCACCUUUGCUAAGGUUAAGUUUGCGAGGAACACAGACACUGGUGAAAAUGUAGCCAUCAAAAUUAUGGCUAAGAGUACAAUACUUAAGCACAGAAUGGUUGAUCAGAUAAAAAGAGAGAUAUCAAUUAUGAAGAUUGUCCGACACCCUAACAUAGUGAGGUUGUAUGAGGUCUUGGCAAGUCCUUCUAAAAUAUAUAUCAUUUUGGAGUUUGUGACAGGAGGAGAGCUCUUUGAUAGAAUUGUUCAUAACGGGAGACUUGAAGAAAAUGAGUCUCGCAAAUACUUUCAACAGCUUGUAGAUGCUGUGGCUCAUUGUCACUGCAAGGGUGUCUUCCACCGUGACCUAAAACCAGAAAAUCUUUUACUCGAUUCAAAUGGAAAUCUGAAGGUUUCAGAUUUCGGACUCAGUGCAUUGCCUCAGCCUGGGGUAGAGCUUCUGCGCACCACAUGUGGAACUCCGAACUAUGUAGCUCCUGAAGUACUUCGUGGCCAAGGUUACGAUGGUUCAGCAGCAGAUAUUUGGUCUUGCGGGGUUAUUCUUUUCGUUAUAAUGGCUGGAUUUUUACCCUUUUCUGAGACAGACCUUCCUGGGUUGUAUAGAAAAAUAAAUGCAGCAGAAUUUGCUUGUCCACCGUGGUUUUCUGCAGAAGUGAAGUCUUUAAUACAUAAGAUACUUGACCCCAACCCCAAAACACGUAUUCAAAUACAAGGAAUUAGGAAUGAUCACUGGUUCAAAUUAAAUUAUGUGCCUAACCGAGUAAGGGAAGAGGAAGAAGUCAAUUUGGAUGAUGUCCGUGCAGUUUUUGAUGGAAUUGAGGGCAGUUAUGUAGCGGAGAAUUUAGAGAGCAAGGAUGAGGGCCCCCUGAUGAUGAAUGCCUUUGAGAUGAUUACCUUAUCACAAGGCUUAAAUUUAUCAGCACUAUUUGAUAGGCGACAGGAUUUUGUUAAAAGACAAACCCGUUUUGUUUCUCGAAGGGCACCUAAUGAGAUAAUUGCUAAUAUUGAGGCUGUUGCGGACUCAAUCGGUUUCAAAUCUCAUACACGAAACUUCAAGACAAGGCUUGAGGGAUUAUCUUCGAUCAAGGCCGGGCAGUUGGCUGUUGUGAUAGAGAUUUACGAGGUGGCGCCAUCGCUUUUCAUGGUGGACGUUAGAAAGGCUGCUGGUGAAACUCUUGAAUAUCACAAGUUCUACAAGAAGUUAUGUGCUAAACUGGAAAACAUUAUUUGGAGAGCGAGAGAAGGAAUGCCAAAGUCAGAGCUUCUCAGAACAAUCACGUUUUGAUCCCCACGAUAUAAGAUUAGAGACAAAGAUGGUCUCCUUUUCAAGUUGGUUUAACAAACAGAUCAAGUUUCUCUCAUGAAAAAGAAUUGAGAUGAAGAGAAGGCUAAAAGUUAAAACCAGCUGAUGCAUACAAGAGCAACAUCAUGUUUACCCAAAGGUCUCUAAGACUUCAGCCCUAUCAUUCUAAACCGAGAAGUUGGUCAUAUUUAUACCAUUUAGCAAUGAUUCUUUUUAUACACAUUUUCUUCUUCUUUUGUACUUAGCCUUAUGAGGGAAUUACUUCUUAUCAUUAUAGUGGACUGGAAUUCUUCUUAUUCACUAUGGUUCUCUUUCUUUUCUUCUUAGAACUUUACUGUAAUGAAUUCCUUGUUGUGCUGAAUUCCUUUACUGAAUUUACUGUGCUAAAAUUCCUUUCUUUUCUUCUUAGAACUUUACUGUAAUGAAUUCCUUGCUUUUCCU
Messenger RNA from Camelina sativa (false flax), 2015 nucleotides. RefSeq names its product CBL-interacting serine/threonine-protein kinase 24. NCBI's taxonomy places the organism in Eukaryota, Viridiplantae, Streptophyta, Magnoliopsida, Brassicales, Brassicaceae. Gene Ontology annotation, biological process: signal transduction; protein phosphorylation. Gene Ontology annotation, molecular function: protein serine/threonine kinase activity; ATP binding. The record is from RefSeq and is a predicted model, not a curated record.